This is a messenger RNA of Hyalella azteca, 2177 nucleotides long. RefSeq names its product nudC domain-containing protein 1. The coding region runs from base 163 to 2055 and encodes 630 amino acids. The record is from RefSeq and is a predicted model, not a curated record. Lineage: Eukaryota; Metazoa; Arthropoda; Malacostraca; Amphipoda; Hyalellidae. The transcript has 11 exons.
CGGAGAUUUAAUUUUUUUGCGGAUGCCGUCCCGUCCCACUUCAAGAAUCAAAAUACUACGUUGGCGGCCUGCUUGAUUUCGAAGUUUUUUAUUUGAAUUUGACUCGUUCUUAGCUUAGCUUCUUGAAUAUUUUUUUAAUAUCUACCCAACAUAUCCGCCAUAAUGUUACCUUUCAAUCUAGUCCCAGACAAACAUCUUCUUUUGCCCGACUUUGAUGGAUACAAGUUGUCUAAUUCGUCUGGAAUUGUUACAUCGUAUGCCAAGUCGCUGCUAGAAGGUUUGUGUCCAAAAAGCAGCAAAGAGGAGUACACAAGUUACUUGAAAACAAGGUUGGAUGCACUGCACAACUGCCUCUUCACUGACACUCCUGACAUCAACAAAGACUCAUCAGACGGCUCAAGUUGCACCAUUUAUUGCUUCAACAAAAAAGGGCAUCUUCUUGCUUUUGACUGGUCUCCUGUGACCCAUUUAGAUGCUGGCAGAGUAGUAUGGCAAGCAGAUUUGUCACAAGAUGCUCCAUCCACUCCUAAGCUACAACUCAAGGCACCUCAUUUACCUAUUGCAGGUGCAGAAAACAGUGAUGCCACUCAAGAUGGAACUGUCAUCAAUUUGUUUGGAACUUUACAGCCAACUCUUAAAUUUGCAAGCAGCAAUUUGGCUGUUAUGGCCGAUGGUCGCAGCAAAGUGUUUGUGUUGAACACCGGAGACCGAACUCCACAGUCUCCCCACACUUGGCAUACUGUUCAUGAGCUGACUCUGGGUGCAUGUGAGGUUCACGAUGCGCGCGUUGUUGACAAGCCUGGCAGCAGUGACCAGGAGGUGCACGUGCUACUGGUGGCCGUGGUACCUCCCUCGGCACUGCCUGUUGACCCACCUCCUGCUCUGAGUGCUGUCCCAUCCCUGCACCUGGUCACAUGGCUCACCUUGACGUCUUCUAACAAUGGCGAGUAUCACGUGACUCAGGAGCGCCUGUACUGCGGCUCGUCAGCGCUCCAGUACUGCCAGUUCGACCCUGCGUGCUCAGCCGUAGUGCUCCUCACACACCAACUCUACUGCGCUGUAUACAACUCGUCUGGACCUUUGACUCUUUCUGAACCUGUGGGCACCAAGAAAGAACCUCUCUUUAUGUUCAUGCAGACUGAAGAUGACGUGACUGUGCAAAUUAGUGCCCCGGAAUGUUCGUCAAGCAGUUCGAUGUCCAUAUCUGUCACCCGGCUGGACCUGAGCAUCGCACGUCGGGAUGACGCUCGUGCCAUCUUGCAGGGGAACUUCUUGCAUCCCGUGCUCCCCGACACUGCCACCUGGACUGUCGAUAAGGGGCGUGUUGAAGUGACCGUGUGCAAAGCCACCCCAGGGACCAAGUGGACGCGCGUGUUUCAGGACGAGCAGCUCGUGGGCGAAGAACUUCUCCCUGACGAAGACAACAACGACCGCCUGGCGCACCUCACCUCAGAUACUUGGGGGGGCGGUUGCGACGCAGAAGACAAGCCUUCAUUCAACCCAGGGCAGUUGGAGUCGUGUGAUGACGCAGACACAGACCUCGUGCUGCAGGUACUGGAGGCUGGCGACUCUAGUGCAAGUCCUGAGAAUUCUCCUAGGGCGCUGCUGGGCAACACACAGUAUUUGGCUACACUGCAGUCGUGUAGCGGGAGUCCGGCUCAGUUCUGCCUGCGCCACGACGUCGACGGGCUCGUCUGGCGCACGAACGACCAGCGCAGCUCCGAACGCUUCUCCCACACCGCCACCUUCAACGCAUUCGGCUAUGUCAAGGCCAGCAAGACUAUGGCCAAGUACACCUCUGCUCCUCAUGACUGCAGCUACGUGUGCGUGUGCGACGUACGCAGUCACGUGUACGUGUUCUGCCAGCCACUACCGCUUGGCGGGGAGCUCAAGAACCGACGCACUGGGCGCGUUACCAGCAAAGUAGCCCGGCAGUUCCUGCUGUCGCUGCCCUCACACGACGAGAUCCAGGGGCUCGUUACCCUCCCCGGGCUAGUGGUCGUCUGCACUCGUGAACAAAUUUUCGCCUACGCUUUGGCUCUGCACGAAAAAUAAUAUAAAUUCAGUUUACUGUGUUUGGUCGUCACAUGAGGAAUAAAUGACUGAUGUCCACAAUAUACCGGAGAAUUGAAUUGCUUUACUUACUAAGCACACGUAUAAUACAUGUUAUAAUUACA